AAGCUAUUUAAAUCUAUCAAUUCUGAUGAAAACCUAUUCUGCUCGUUUCAAAGGGAUAUAAUCUAAAUAAAUUAGAUGUAUUAAAAAUUUAGAUAUUUCCUCAAUGUCUUAGAAUAACAAUAAUUAUGAAGCAAAAGAACAACUUAUUAAAAUAAUUACUCUUGGGACAUCAGGAGCAGGAAAGGUAUUUUGAAAUUAUUAAUUAGACAUCCCUUUUAACUCGAUUGACUCAUGAUCAAUUUACUGAAAGUUACAUUGCUACCAUAGGUGUUGAUUUCGCAAUCAAGAGACUGUUUAUCAAUAAUUAACCAGUUAAAUUAUAAAUUUGGGACACUGCUGGAUAAGAACGCUUUAGAACAGCUAUUUCUAAGUCAUAUUAUAGGGGUGCCAGUGGAAUCUUCUUAGUUUUUGACAUUGCUAAUGAAGCCUCAUUUAAUGAUGUGUAAUAGUGGCAUAAAUGUAUUUAUUUUUCUAAUUUCAAGAAACCUUGGAAGAGAUUAAAAAUAUGAAUUAAGAUAUUUAAUUUCUUUUGGUUGGGUGUAAAUGUGACUUAGAAAAUCAAAGGCAAAUCUCAUAUGACGUAGCCUAUUCCUUUGCACAAAGCUUGGGCAUGCAUUAUAUAGAAACUUCAGCAAAAAGGAAUACUAACUGCUUAGAAGCAGCUGAAUGCUUGGGCAAAAUAUGCUUAUAAAAAAUAAAUGAAAAACAGAAUUAAGAGCAACCUCUUAUGGAGAUUAAGUAGGAAUAAUAUAAAAAGACCACAUGUUGCUGAUUUUUAUUUCGAAACUAUUUAAAUUAAAAAAAAUUCAUUUAU
This is a messenger RNA of Paramecium octaurelia, 814 nucleotides long. The record is from the annotation of a GenBank genome assembly. Lineage: Eukaryota; Ciliophora; Oligohymenophorea; Peniculida; Parameciidae.